AAUAAAAUAUGAAAAAGAAGAUAGUAAAGAAAAUUGUAGUCUUUGUACAAGACAAGAUAAGAAGUGUGUUAUUUUUAAGCCUCAAUAUAUGGAAAAACAUAUUGUUGAGCUCACUAAAGAAGUUCAAAGAGAUAAAGAAGAGAUUCAAGAUUUGAAGAUCUGA
Messenger RNA from Scutellospora calospora, 163 nucleotides. Lineage: Eukaryota; Fungi; Glomeromycota; Glomeromycetes; Diversisporales; Gigasporaceae. The record is from the annotation of a GenBank genome assembly.